Molecule: messenger RNA, 1407 nt
Organism: Prorocentrum cordatum
Lineage: Eukaryota; Dinophyceae; Prorocentrales; Prorocentraceae
Source: the annotation of a GenBank genome assembly
AUGGCUCUCGACCCAGCGGCUCUUCGGAUCAUGCUGAAUGAGACUCUUAGGCCGCUAAAUGCCCAGAUGGAUUCGAUGAACGCAACGCUCGCUGGCAACCUGACGGCCAUCAAAGAGAUGGAUGGGUGGCUCCCUGCAGGGGAUGACAUUCAGGCCCACAGCGUGCGCAUGGACGAGCUGGAACUCAAGCUUCAGAGACAGCAACAGGGAGCAGAUACGGAGAUGGAGCAGGAGCACGCAAAGUCUUUCUACGAGCGGGCUCGCGACCACCCUAUCAAGUUCACCCAAGCCUCAACUGGCACGCAGCAUGACCUGCGCAUCGGUUUCGACGAACCAUAUGACAUGAAGAAGAAGGGCUACAUCCUCGGGCUCAUCUGGACGCAGAUUUGCGCGUACAUGCGCAUGAACGGUUGCUGGACAUCUACGAUAGUGCUCGCCUGCAACACGUACCAGGGCCUAUGCUACACCACCGUGCGCGACGAGCCGAUUGAUUUGGUGAUGCUCUCGUCAUGGACUGAAUCGAAGGUGGUGGUCGAGACAUGCUUUCAGGAAUUGCGCAACUUCGGCCCCACAGAGCAGCAGGUCCAGGACUUGCCUGCCGCGGUCAACAGCGCCUACCGCGAGUUGUUCACAGACGUGCAGCACGGGCGCAUCAUAGAUCAGGCGAGGUUCCACGAGCACAUCCGCAUCAUGCAAGAACGCGCCCUGGUUCUUGAGCCCCGUGAGCACGAGCAGUCCCCAGAGUACCAGCACGACGGCGAGCGCACAGUCAAGCAGCACAAACUUCUGAAGGCCUGGUCUCCCAAGCACAGGCGCAUUUCGCUCGCGGGCAUCCUGGGCAACCAAGGGCACGCGCCCACCAGUUUAGAGGAUAGCGCCGCCCGGCUCGCUGAACACUGGGGCCGCGCGCAUACCGCCGCUGAUGCGCCGAACGUGCCCCCGCGCAGCUCAGAGAUGCCACUAGCGCACUGCCAGAAAGUUUCUACUGGGAUCAACUGGAAUGUUCCGCUCUCUGACAUGCUCGGCUUUCUUCAUCGCAAGAAAGACGCCGCGGCAGGCCCCGAUGGCGUCCUGUGCUCAGGCUGGGCAAAGUGCAGCAUGGAGUGCAUGGAGAUCUUAUGCCAGGUGAGGCAGGUGCUGUCGAACUGGCUGCAGGUGAAGGCCGUCAGCUCCGUAGGCGCCCCGCGAGCUCGGGAGCGCGCUCGGCCUCUCCGCCCUUCGCCUUCGGAGGGGGCCAGCGCCCCGGAAGGAGGGCGGCGGCGUCUUCGCGCGGCUGGCCUCCGACACCCCGCCGCGGAGGGCGAGGCAGACACCUUCGGGUGCCUGGCCAACAUCGGGAACCCCGAGUUGUGCAUCCCCGUGUCGGAGUACCACUGGUUCCCCGGCGCCGCCGGGCCGCGGGGCUGA